AUGAGUUCAAAUAACGUUGUUUUACCACCAGCUAACGGUAAGAAAUUAUGGAGAGUUAAAAGAACUCCAUCUUCAACAAAUUCAAAUUCAAAUUCAACAUCUCACAAUAAUAAUCAUUCACAAACUUCAGUUGAAUGUUUAAAUAAUUCUUUAAAAAUUGUUGCUGCUGCUUCAAAAUUUACAGUUAAAAGACCACCAUUAAGAAGACCAAAAAAUAAACCAGGUAAACCAAAAGAUUUUGUUUUUGUUGAUUUAUCACCAAUAAAAUCAGAUGAAGAAAUUGAAUCACCAACUUCAUUAGUUGCUCCAACCAUUAAAAAACAAAUUGAUGCUACUCCAAUUGUUGAACAAUUACCAUCACCAUCAUUAUCUAUUGAAGAUUCAUUAUCAUCUAUAGAUGACUCUAUAUUUGAUUUACCAACAAUAAAUGGAUUUGAAUCACAACAAGAAAUUACUACUACUCAACAAAAUUAUGAAUCAUCAUCACAAUCAAAUUUAACAAGUCCAACUUUAGAAUUAGGUUUAGGUAUAAUGAAUUUAGGUAUAGAUUGGAAUCAACCACAACAAACUCCAAUUCAACCUCAAAUACAAGAAAUUCCACAAGCUCCAAAACAACCACCUCAACAACCAAAUUUCACAAACAAUGAAGCUCAACAACAACAACAAGAAUUUUUAUCACAACAAUUAUUUGGUUAUCAACAAGCAAUGUUACAACAACAUUUACAAAUUCAACAAUUACAACAACAAUUAAUUCAACAACAAAUUUCAAUAGAAUCUCAAAUUAUUCAAUCUUCAUCUAAUUCUCCACAUUCUCAACAAUUACAAUCACCAUUUCAAGAACCUUUACCUUCAAAUCCUUCACCUUUAAAAUCUUCAAAAAAACAAACUGCUGGUCAGUUUCAAUUUAAAUCUUAUCAACCAAAACAACAUCAAAGAACAGUUAGUGAAGCAUGUAUAAAAAAACCACAACAUAAUAACAAUAAAAAAUUACAUGAAAGAUCAAUGAGUUUACCAUAUACUCCAUCAUUACAACAACAAGUACCACAAUUACAAUCACAAUCUCAUAUACAAUUACAAUCUCAACAAUCUCAACAAUCUCAAUAUACUUCAUAUCCAAUGCAAUCAUCAGAUUCUAAUUAUUCAGAUGUAAGUUUAGAUGAUUUUAUGUUAUUAAAUGAUCAAAUUUCAAUUGAUUUAAAAAAUUUAGAAACUUUAACUACUCCAUAUAGUGAAAUUUCAGAAAAUGAUUUAAAUAAUAAAACUAAUGGUGGUAUUGAAGAUUAUUUAAAUAAUCAAUCACAAUUUAUUCAAUCUCAACAACAAAGUUGUUUUUCUAAAGAUGAUUUUGAAUUAGGUACUUUUGUUCACAUAUAG
This is a messenger RNA of Lodderomyces jiufengensis, 1374 nucleotides long. RefSeq names its product Aga1p (gene AGA1). Bases 1 to 1374 code for a protein of 457 amino acids. The record is from RefSeq and is a predicted model, not a curated record. Lineage: Eukaryota; Fungi; Ascomycota; Pichiomycetes; Serinales; Debaryomycetaceae. The transcript is spliced from 2 exons.